This is a messenger RNA of Xenopus laevis (African clawed frog), 1377 nucleotides long. It is a transcript of the gene pnoc.S, whose product is annotated as prepronociceptin S homeolog. The record is from RefSeq and is a predicted model, not a curated record. The transcript is spliced from 3 exons. NCBI's taxonomy places the organism in Eukaryota, Metazoa, Chordata, Amphibia, Anura, Pipidae. Bases 126 to 851 code for a protein of 241 amino acids. Gene Ontology annotation, biological process: sensory perception; neuropeptide signaling pathway; chemical synaptic transmission. Gene Ontology annotation, molecular function: opioid receptor binding. Gene Ontology annotation, cellular component: plasma membrane; dendrite; extracellular region.
CAUUGAAGCAUUCUAUGGGAGUGAGUGAGGUGGGGGUGUUUCUGGGUAUAAAUAUUCCACACUGUACAGUGAGACACAUUUCAGAAGAGGUCCGACUACUGCCAACACCUUAAGCUCUGUGUGCCAUGAUGAAGGCUCUUCAGUGGAAUAUAGUGCUGCUGUGCAUGCUGGGAAAUGUGCUGUGUGACUGCCAGAAAGACUGCAUGACGUGCAACAAGCACCUGUACAAACAGCACAACUUCAACACUCUGCUUUGCAUUGUGGAAUGUGAAGGAAAGAUCUACUCAAGUUCCAUGUGGUCCGUAUGCAAAACAGUUCUGGUAAAGUCAUCGGUACAACUCAGCAUGGACAGCUUUGAAGAAGAAGAAGAUUUCAAACCUAUAAAUAUAGAAGACAGACAGUUUGCCUCCAAUUUCAAGAGGCUCAGCGAUCUCACAAAAAUGGUUGAGUUAAAUAAAUUGGAUGAAGACAAGAGGCUGUCCGAUAUUAGCGACCUGAUCCGCGAACAAGGCGAGGAAGAUACCAACAUGGACGGCACGGAGAAGACGCUUGGAAUGGCCAAUUAUCCUGAUGAAUUUGCUCAACUGCAAAACCCAUCUAACGCCAUGUCCAAACGAUUUGGGGGGUUUGUUAAAGGAAAAUACAGCUACAGAAAAUUUAUGGGUCCCUCAAAGGAUCUCCAGAAGCGUUACGGAGGUUUCAUUGGCGUCAGGAAAUCAGCCCGGAAAUGGAACAACCAGAAGAGAUUUAGUGAGUUUCUGAGACAAUACCUGGGGAUGUCCACACGCUCCGCUGAGUACGACACCUUCACCAAUGACAUGAACGAAAUAAACGGGCAACACGAAAUCUGAAGACUUCUUUAUUGAGGCCUAGAAUCUGAUUUAUAACCGACAAGGCAGAAAGUCAACUUCCACCCCUACUGCAUAGACAUUAUGGCAAAUUGUUUGGUCACCAUCGGGGAAUAGGGAGAAUAUAGUAGAUCUUGUUUAUAUAAAUAUGGCAUAAAUACAGUGAGAACCUGCCCAUGACUCACUUACCUUUAUUUGACAUUGUAGAUGUUACACCUGUGUUUGAAUUAUAAUCGUACAUGACAUGCAAUGCACUUGUUUUGGAUCUUUACCAUUCAGUCACCAAUAUACCAAGUGGGGUGUAACCAAAUCUCCACGUAUAGAGGCGUAUUACAUACCCCAUCUUUUCAUAGGCAUUAUUUCAUUCAUUUCAUUCAUAUCCAGUAUAGGGACAGCCGAGACCUUCUGAGAGUUACUGGGCAAACUGGCAAUUGGCCCCAAAAGGCUUUGUAUAUUGCACCUUAAAUAAUGUUUACAAUUUGUGAUUAAACAUAUGUAUUGGGGUUUUUAUUCUCCCAUCGAAUGCUAA